AGAGAACUCAAAUCCACUCGAGAACCUCACGUAACAAUAUUUGUCAACUAAUCGUCCCGUUUAAACAAAAUACUGUUAUAUUCAUUUUCAAAAAAUAAAUAAACUGGUAACUUUUUCCGACAAAAAUUAAUACCAAUUGACUAAAAAAAUGGUUUCUCUAGCUAAAGGAAUUUUUAUCAUCUCGGCGAAAAGGACCCCAUUCGGCGCUUUUGGAGGAAAGCUUGUCGACAAGACAUGUGUCGAUAUGCAAGAACAUGCAUCAAAAGCGGCUCUCGCAGCUGCAAAAAUUGAUCCAUCGUUAAUCGAUUCCGUUGUGAUUGGGAAUGUUAUCAGCAGCUCAAGUCCUGAUGCAGCAUAUAUUUCGAGACAUGUUUCACUUCGAUGUGGAAUUCCUAUCGAGCGUGGCGCCCUGACCGUAAAUCGCCUUUGUGGUUCUGGAUUUCAAUCAAUAGUUAACGCAGCGCAGGAAAUUUCUAUCGGGGAGUCCAACAUCGUUUUAACUGGAGGAAGUGAUAGCAUGAGUCAAGCUCCGUUCGCCGUACGUGGAGUCCGUUUCGGGACAAGAUUAGGUGCACCUUACAACUUGGAAGACUGCUUGUGGGUCUCACUGACCGAUCAACACUGCAAAACACCGAUGGGCGUAACGGCUGAAAAUCUUGCGGAAAAAUAUAACCUCACCCGCGACGAUUCUGAUCAGUUUUCACUUCGAUCACAACAAAAUUGGUUCAAGGCGAACGAAGCCGGCUAUUUCAAGGCUGAAAUUGCUCCCAUGAAAUUAAAAAUUAAAGGAAAAGAGGUCGAAAUGACGGAGGAUGAGCAUCCAAAGCCAAAAACGACACUGGAAGGACUUGCAAAAUUGCCAACCGUGUUUAAAAAGAAUGGAACAGUUACUGCAGGAUCUGCGUCGGGCAUUUGCGAUGGAGCUGGUUCAGUAAUUGUGGCCUCCGAAGACGCCAUAAAACAGCAUAAGUUGAAACCGUUAGCCCGUGUAGUAGGCUAUGCAGUGGCAGGAGUUGAACCGACCAUUAUGGGAAUAGGGCCUGUGUCAGCCAUCACGAAAGUAUUGAAAGCGACCAACCUGACGUUGAAUCAAAUCGACCUGAUUGAAAUAAAUGAAGCAUUUUCUUCGCAAGUUUUAGCCUGCAGGAAAGAAUUGGGAAUCGAUUUAGAGAAAUUAAAUCAAAACGGGGGCGCGAUUGCUUUGGGUCAUCCACUUGCUGCUUCGGGAUCUCGUAUAACCGCCCACUUGACGCAUGAGUUGAUUCGUCAAAACAAGAAAUACGCCAUCGGAUCUGCCUGCAUUGGUGGUGGUCAAGGAAUAGCUCUCUUACUGGAACGAGUCUAAACAGGGAUACCAUUCCAGCCGAGAACAUUAAAAAAAACUCUACAUCACAAUCAGAAAAAUAUUCUUUUAACAAUUAAAAAAAUCAGUCCAUGUUUAUUUUCUUCGAUAUUUCGACAAAUAAAUAAAUAAAAAAUAUA
Messenger RNA from Folsomia candida, 1482 nucleotides. RefSeq names its product 3-ketoacyl-CoA thiolase, mitochondrial. Gene Ontology annotation, biological process: fatty acid beta-oxidation. The coding region runs from base 149 to 1345 and encodes 398 amino acids. The transcript has 13 exons. Gene Ontology annotation, molecular function: acetyl-CoA C-acetyltransferase activity. NCBI's taxonomy places the organism in Eukaryota, Metazoa, Arthropoda, Collembola, Entomobryomorpha, Isotomidae. The record is from RefSeq and is a predicted model, not a curated record.